AGUCGUGUUUUGCUGCUGCUGGAGACAAGUCCUUUCACUCUCUAUGCCAAAUUUCAAUUUUGUUCAUUUUUUUUCUCUUGUGUUAAAGUGAAACACUCACAUUGCAAAUAAUAUCUCAUUUUUGUCUGUUACAUCAUUUACACAGAAGUGAGCCCAAAAAUUUUUUCUUGUGUGAAACUAUGAUUAUUCUGUAGUUUAAGCACCACGUCAUUGAAUUUUUUUAAAAGCAAUUUUUGUGACGAACGAGAAAAAAAUCUACGUAUUUUUCGAUAAACGUGUUCUCAAUGUGGACGAAAUCAGAUGAAUGGCACUUUGAAUCUAAAAAUAGAUGAGCUCAACGCACAAGUCAGAGAAGAUCCAAAAAGAGAGAAAAAACAUGAUGUGCAAUUCCAAAGAAAAAAAAAAAAUCUAAAUCAACUAACAAAUUGAGAGUAGUGUAAUCAAAUAGAAGAAAAUGUGUAAGUAAAAAGUGACACAAAGGUAGAACAAAAAAAAAAUUGUUCACGAAAAAAAAAUUUGGGUGGGAAAAGCACAAAUAUAAUACAAAUACACGAAUGUAUAAAACAAAUAUACGAAAUGGUAUGACCGUUUGGCGGAGCCAAAUGGGGUGAGAGUGACACAUACAAUAAAAGAGUGGAUUUGAGUAAAUGUCUCGUUUUUAAUUUUACUACGUCGAAAUUUAAUUAUAAUUAAAGCAACGAGAGCGUGGAUAUGUACACAGGCCAAUAGUGAUGCAAAAGAGAACAUGGAAAAGGACUUUAAUAAUUUAUAACCAAGAAAAUUUGGGAUUAAAUUUUUUGGGUAGUGUGUAUGUAUGUAUGUGUGUGUGUGUUGAAGAAACACACCUCUGGCGCUUUACCCAAAGUAAGUGAAGAAGCACAUACAAUUUUGCAUGAAUAAAAAGCGUGAAACAUUAAUUCCAAAAUUAGCUACAUUCGUCGAAAAGCUUUUAGCCAUUUCCUUUGAGCGAAUUUUCCGAUAGAGAAAUUCCACAACAACGGUAUGUGAUAACCGCUGCUCAGACGACGACGACGACGACGACGAGGACGACGACGAGAGAGCGAGAGAAAAAGAGCAAAAAAUGGAGUACCGAAGAUAAUAAUAUUGUGUGGAUAAGCCACGCAAAAUACCGUUGAGUGGUGUUAACACAAAUGAAACAGCAUACACACGAACUGUACUAUAUAUGAGUUAUUCGAAUGGAAAAUGGUGUUAAAAUUCCUUUCCUAAUAAAUAGUUCACAUUCAUCUUUGACAAGCAGCUAUUUAAAGUGUUAAAGACUGUAAUGUGUAAACGUCCUGUUAAUUCUUAACAAAAUGACUCGCAAAUAUUGCUGUAAUAUUGCUCAACUGAUUGAAAUUUUGAGCUCAACAAAUUGAUAGAAAAAUAAAUCGAAUUCAAAAAUGUUGAGCCCAAAAAUGCAAAGAUCUGUUCGCGUUCAAGAUAACCAGAUAAUUCACCUGGCUGACCGUGCACAGUAUGACCACUCAAUGCAUGGUCAUCUGCAAAAGCGAACGUCCGAUUGUAAUCGCUGGCAAACAAGAUGGUUUCUCCUCUACCAGAAUCUCUUAUUUUAUUACGAUAAUGAAAAUUCGUCGAAACCAUCUGGAAUAAUAUUCUUAGAGGGUUCCUAUUGCGAACGUUUGACAACACCGCCAGCAUGUGUGGGAUCACCAGUGGCAAAAUCAUCGCAAAAAGAAGACAAAUUACAGCAUUGUUUUACCAUUUCCUAUCGUCGAGAGAACCAACGUCACUAUGAAUUGAAAGCAGCCAGUGAAUCUGAAUGCAACGCAUGGAUCGGAGCGAUAAGGGAGGCAAGCUUCAAUAAAUUAUUGUUGCAAAAAGAGGAACUCGAACAGAAACACGUUCAUUUAUUGCAAGUGGUUGAAAGCGAGAAAACGGCCAAAUGGCAGUACACGCAACAGUGUGAGGAACUUUCAACGGAAAUUAAAAAAUUGCGGAAUGAGAUUUUCAGCUUGCGAAAAGAAUAUUCGAAGCGUCCGUCGAUUUGCAUAAGCCCGGUAAUUCGUCGCGAAAGUUUCGGAAGUAAUAUCGUUACGGGUAAUGUGGCCAAUGGGAGCGAUAUUGUGAGCGGCGUUGGAUCGGCAUGUACCAGUGCCCGGGGGAGUAUCGGAGAAACCAGCCGCGCAUAUUGUCCCCAUAAUGAGUGUUGUCACGCUCAUGAGGAUCAAGAGCCAGCUGAAUUGAAGAAAAUUAAAAAGGUGCAAAGCUUUUUUCGUGGUUGGCUAUGCCGUCGAAGAUGGAAGCAAAUCGUGGACGAUUACAUUAAUUCACCACAUGCGGAGAGUAUGCGAAAACGAAAUAGUCUUGUCUUUAGUAUGGUCGAAGCCGAAGAGGAAUACUGUGAACAACUUGAAGUGUUGGUAUCAUGUUUCUUGCGACCAUUUAAAAUGGCCGCGAGCUCAAAACGGCCGCCACUCACACACGAAGACGUCAAUUCUAUAUUCUUGAACUCUGAAACGGUGUUGUUUCUGCAUCAAAUUUUCUUGAAAGGGCUGACAUCACGAUUAGAGUCAUGGCCGACACUAGUUUUGGGCGAUUUAUUUGAUAUGCUGUUGCCAAUGUUGAGCAUCUAUCAAGAAUAUGUGCGCAACCACCAUUAUAGUUUGCAAGUUCUCACAGAAUGUAAAAGUCGUGCCGAAUUCUCCAUUGUGUUAAGACGCUUGGAAGCGAAACCAGCAUGCAAAGGACGCUCCUUAGAAAUGUUUCUCACAUAUCCAAUGCAUCAGGUUCCCCGAUAUAUUAUCACAUUGCAUGAAUUGUUGGCACACACUCCAUACGACCAUGUCGAGCGCAAAAGUCUGCUGAAUGCGCGCCAGCAAUUGGAAGAUUUAUCACGUCAAAUGCACGACGAAGUGUCUGAAACAGAAAAUUUACGCAAGAAUUUAGCCGUUGAACGUAUGAUUGUUGAGGGUUGCGAUAUACUGCUCGAUGUAAAUCAAGUAUUCGUUCGCCAAGGCAGCUUAAUUCAUGUGCCGGAGGAGAGUAGAGGGCGAUUUCGACGUCGUCUGUCAUCAUUCAAGAGUGAACGUGAGGCGGUGCGUCAAUGUUUUUUAUUUUCUAAUUACUUGAUAAUUGCCAAUAGAACGUCCGGCGGACGAUUACAUUUGUUGCCAGAUUUUGGCCGUAUACCGCUUGCUGACGCACAUCUAAUCGAAGAACCAAACGAUUCAGACCGAGAAGAUGAUGCCGAUCCAGAUGUAUUAUCACAGCGCACGUAUCGAAGUAGCCUAAGUGUAAAUGAAGCAAUCUCCACUGGGAAUCGUGAUUUUAAAGUGGUCGUGGAAAGUAAAUCAAAUGUUAAGCACUGCAUUCACUUAGUUGCGCCCACCGUACAGGAUAAGGAGGCUUGGAUCUCGGACAUUUCGCAAUGCAUCGAUAAUAUUCAUUUGCACACAAUGCUAUCGCCAACAACUGAAUCAAUCGCUUCUUCUAUAGGCCCACAAUUAUCGUUACAUUCGGAUCCGCGUCUAUUCACCGAUGAUAUUGAUAUACGGUUUUCACGUACAUUGAACUCAUGUAAAUUACCUCAAGUUCGAUAUGCCACACCCGAACGUCUAUUGCAACGUUUAACAGAUUUACGAUUUUUAUCGAUUGAUUUUCUCAACACAUUCCUCCUAACGUAUCGAGUGUUCACCGAUGGAGAAACGGUGUUGAAUGCACUGAAAAAAGUAUUUUACGAUGCGCAACCGAAUGAAAAUGACACACAUGACAACGUCAAUGAACGUCUCAACAUACCUGGAAAAAGUGAAACUGAUCAUUCGGCGCCUCGUCGACCAUCCGGAGCAAGUUCGGUUUCAGGUUAUUGUUCAGAAGGUGCUGAUCGUGACCGUUCCAUGAGUGGUGAAUCAACAGCUUUGAAAUUGAAAACGGCUCAUCGUACGCUCAACGAACAAUAUUCAAUUGAUGACGGCGCCACUUGGAUAACCGAAUCGAUCGAUGAAACUCAGGCUGAAUCCCAGGAUAAAAAUGGAGAUGUUAAAAUUCAAAAAACGACCACCGUUGAAAUAUCGGUUCAUCAAGAGACUCCCACAACGCCACCAGCACACGGAUUUUCACCCACCACAAUCAUUACCACCUCGAGUAGCAUGGAUACACUCAACGGGGAAUCGACACCAUUGAAUUUACUGAGCGGUCCAUCAUCUCCAUCGAAUUUGAGCUCCAUUACACUCGUUGGUUCGACUGGAUCCGGUUCAGUGCCCAAUGAAAACGACAAGGACAGUUCACAGGAAAAGAGAGAAUUCACAUAUACUAAAGACUACGCACCAACGAGUCCUUUGCCAGAACGGAAACGAAAACCUGCCGCUCAAGAAGAUGUGAAUAAAAUCGAAAGUGAGCCUAAAGCCGAGACAUCAACAACGCAGAAAAUUACAACAACAACCACAACCACAACAACAACGGAAAGUGAUACAGCGAGUAAAAGUGCGAAAAAAACGGAAAUAAUUAGUUCUAAGCCGAAAAUCAUAUCAGCCGUUGCGAAAAGUGUGCUGCUCAAAGAUGAGGGAAGCAAACCAUCAUCGACUCACUCCACUCCAAGCAAAACGAGCAGCAACGUUCUACAACCGAUGUCAUACUUGACAAUGAAUCGGAGACCAAGUGCUGGCACGAUUGGCGUUCCGGUAGCUGCUUUAACACAACAUCGACGCAGCUUGCAAUUGAGCAGCUCUGAAGGUGGAUUCGGAUUUGGUCCAAAGUUUCCUCCAAUCGAACGUCCAAUCAGCCCUCGAAGUAGCCGUCGUGCUUCGAAAACAACCGAAAAAAUCAGGAAAACUUUGUUUGGAACACCUUCAAAAGAUAAUUCAAGACGUUUCUCCGAGAGCGAUGACGAUACAUCGAAUACGACUUCAUUUUUCACAACGCCCCGUGGAUCGGUCGGAGGCUCAUCGUAUGGAACCAUUUCACCGCGAGCGUCCAUUCAACAUGACGCUAUUCCAUGCAGUAGCAAAGUUGGCGUUGUUAUCACAUCAUACAGGCAAUCACACAGAAGUUUUGGACCAGACCCUUUGUGGAGUAGCACGUCUACUGCAGCGGCGGCGUUUGCAAUAGCCACUUCGGCUUCCAGCAAUCCACGUGACGACACAUUCGAACAGCCAAUUAAGGAGAACGAUGAACGAUUAGUCAGCUCGCCAGCCACAAUACGUGUAUUGAAUGUGUUACGUCAUUGGGUAUCGAAACAUUUUCAAGAUUUUGAGCAAGAUGCUGCCUUAAGAGCACAAACCAUAAAAUUUUUAGAAGCGGUCACAAUAAGUGCGCAUUUAUUACCAGUAGAAAUUCGAGCUGCCUCUCAGCUCCUUCGUCUAUUGUGUCGUGAAGAUAUGGAGCAUAAUCAACUCAAACUACAGCUUUUAUUAGCACCACCCACCAUACCGAGCAAAGAAAGCAUUGAAACAUUAUCGGCCCUUGAAAUUGCUGAACAAAUGACGUACUUGGAUCAUCAGAUAUUUGUAAACAUACGUAGCGAGGAAUUCUUGGGCCAAGCUUGGAUGAAAUCCAGUAAGAAAACACAGGCCGAGCACAUUUCCCAAAUGACAACAAGAUUCAACGAUGGCUCACGGCUUGUUUGCUCGGAAAUUAUAUCACGGAACAAUAUGCAGGCUCGUGUUGCGGCUAUCGAAAAGUGGACAGCAGUCGCUGAUAUUUGCCGUUGCCUACACAAUUUCAAUGGAGUUUUACAAGUUUGCGCUGCAUUUACCAAUGCUGCCGUCUUUCGCUUGAAGAAAACAUGGGAUAAAGUACCAAAAACGAUCAAACACACUAUAACGAAACUUCAGGCAGUGGUUUGUUCAGACGGACGCUUUCGUGCGAUGCGUGAAGCCCUACACCGUUGUGAUCCGCCUUGUAUUCCAUAUUUAGGCAUGUAUCUUACUGAUUUGUCAUUCAUUGAAGAAGGAACACCCGACUUUACGCCCGAUGGCCUGCUGAAUUUCUCCAAAAUGAGAAUGCUUGCCCAUGUGAUUCGAGAGAUUCGUCACUUUCAACAAACUCCAUACAAAAUCGAGCACAUUCCCAAAGUCACUUCCUACCUUCUCGAUGGAUCAUUGUUACUGGAUGACGAUGAAUUGUAUUCGAAAUCAUUGCAAAUUGAGCCACGAACAUCGCGCUUGAGCGCACCAAAUACAUUACUUGUGUGAUAGGACACUGGCUCCGAUUCAGAUAUUCAAAUAUAAAUUUACCAUUAAUUUCUGUUUUGGACAUCACCAAGUUUCUUUCAAUUUUAUGAUUUCAAAUCAAAUUUUCGUUCAUAUUUUGUAGGAUAAAGGCAAUAGAAAAGAAAAAUGAUCAAAUUUAUUUGUUUAUUUUAUUAUAAAUUGCUCAAUGUAAAACGAAGUUGGAAACAAUUAGUUAAUUUAAAUAUUCUUGCUUUCAACACUUAUAGCAUCUUAUUUUCCAAGAGAAAAAAAAAACGAAACGAAAUGAAUUUAGGUGUAGGUGGGUUUCAAUGUGAUGAAUUUAAAGAGUAUUGUAGAUAUUAUAUUAUAAAUGAUUUCGAUGCAAAAGUGAUGUUCAAACAUCCAGUUUCAGUGAUGCGAUUGGAUGGAUUCGUACUAUCGAACGGAAAUAAUGUAUGUGAAAUCAUCAUUGAGAGUUGUCGUACCUGUUACGUUUAAAGAAAAAGAAAUUGAAGAAACCGUGUACAAGCAUUGCAUGCGGUGAGUCGAUAUUUAGUGAGAAUUAACACUUUGGCAAUUGCCAUCAUUACCGUAAACAAUUAAUAAGAAUAAAACAUUUUAGAUUUACGAUAGGCUUUCAGAAAGUUUUUGAGUUAAAAAACAAUGGCCAAACACAAAACAAGUCAGAUUCGAUCAGGUAACUGACUUGUUCGUUUCACAUCUUUCUUUGAUUUAGCGGAAAGCAUAUUCCGGAUCAUACACAAUUAAAAAUUAUAUUUUAAACAUUCCUGAUGUAUGAAUGGAAGAAAACUAAAGCAUCGGUAGUAUGUUUGCACAAUUCGAAUUCAAAUUUUUUGACAACGUUUAUAAAAACCAAUGAAAUAUUUCUAAAUCAAGAAUUAGAGAAAAAUAUUUGAAAAAAUCUUUCAAGACAAAAAGGACAAAAAACAUUCACAAAUCAAAAUGAAUGGAGAAUUUCUCGCGUCUAUUAAAUUUUAAUCCAAAUCCAAUUUUGAAUGCAAAUACUGUCUUCCUCAAUUAAAAAAAAAAAAGCAAACCAGCCUAGAUAUAUCGCAACGUUCCCGUCUUCAAUCUUUCGUAUUGUUAAAGAGGAGUAAAUCAGUUGAAGGACAGUCAAAUACGAAAAAAUCGAAGAUCUGUUUGUCAGUUGAUGCUGACCUUCAAUCAAGAAAUGCAUUGAGCGCACAUCACUGGCCCUAUAUUCGCAUUGUGCAAUUCACAUUUCUUGAAUUGCUAUCAUUGGUGCUGGCACCAUGUUAUUAUUAUUCAGUUUCACACUACAAGGCAUCUGAUUUCUUCUUUGUGAUGUGGUGCAAGAACAAUUCUAGGUCAAACUUUUUCUACCUCUACAACUAUCUCGCUUUUUAAAUACACACAAACUACAUAAAAAUGAUAUUUGUACAAGACUUGCACUCUCGAAACGAAGCCAUGCGCUUCUUGAUGUGCAUAACAGAAAAAAAAACCGUAGUUAGCAGUAGAUGUACGAUAUCAAAACAUAAUGGGAUCGAUUUCCUGUUUCUUAAUUGUUCUUGAACUCUUUUUAAAGCAUAUAUAUACACAUACAUUAUAUCUAAAUAUAACAUUGAAGAAAAAACGUUCUAUCUUUUGUGUGACAAUCUUAAAGAUAAUGCAAAACCACAGAAAAACAAAAACAAACACUUUUAUCCUACGACUCUUUUUGAACAAUUUAAACAUAUUUUUAAGCAAUAAGUUAACAAUCUAAUGUGAAUCGUCGUCCCAAAACCACUAAUCAUGCUACGAGCAAUGUUGCUAUUAUACAGAUGAGAGGUGUAAAACCAAUCGGCUUUGUUCUGGACACUGAAUCAUACAGUGAUAUGUUAGAAUUGGAGUUUAUUUUCAUAAAGACUAUGUAGUAUUUGUAAGAUUAAGUUUAUUCGGUGUCACACAAUUACGGUGUGAUAAGCCGAAAAUAUAGAAUUCUACUUGGCAUCCACUUUCGGAAAUAAACACUUUCAAUGGAAUAUCAAAAAAUCAAACACUAAAUAGAACAUAAAUCUACUGUGGAAUUGAUCGAAUUGCCCAUCACUAGUCUAAACUUGUUAUUACAAUCUAAUGCUGUAGUCAAUCAAUGUAAUUAUAGAGAAGUAAAAAAUGUGACAAAAAUAGCAUUUACAGCGGAUCAUCUGUUUAGCCCUAGAGCACUUUUUUCUACCGAAUAGUCAUAAUGACCUCACUAUCGCAUUUAUGAUCCACCUAUAUGUUGGCCUUUUAUUCUUCAUGACCGGAAGUUUCCAUGGUGAAACAUCCAGAACCAUUAUUAUAAUAUACUCACUCAACUGCACCCUAUUUAUUACAAUGAUCUGAAUUUACAAUGAAAAAUGUACAGGUAUAUAUUUUUCAUCUUGCUCACUGUUUCUUUGUGUACAGUACACUCAAGAUGAAAUGAAAUAAUGCAGUAUGGAUGGACUAUAAAUGAAAACACAUAUUUGCAUGGCUUCUUGUUAGAAGAAGAGAAAGAAAGAAGGUACAUUAUUGGUCUAUUUAAGCUGGCUUUGUAUCGUUGUUCAUGCUGAAAAAAAGUCCCCAGAUGCCGAUUUCGUAGGUGAUAAGAGUAUAAAUAAUAAAUAUUUUGAGGUAUUUUGUUUCCAAUCGUAUAUAUAAACGACCAAUAUAUUUCUUUACCAGCCAGCGUAGAUAGUAUUCUAACAGCAGACAAGAAAAAGAAAAUUUUAAAAUCAAAUGAUCAAACAUGAAAUGUAAAUUAAUAAGUGUUUUCCCGUUGCAACAAUUCAACUUAAAUAUAUCUUUGAAUUUUAUCGUCAUUUUUCCACCAUCUCUCCCCCCAGAAAAAUAAAAUCAUUUUACAAAUUUGCAAGUAAUUCAAUCAUGAUAAAAAUGAAACUUGCUCUGGAACGAUGUCGUUGUUCCCUCACUUCCAUAUAUAGAGAAUAUAGUUUAGUGAUGCACGAUAUAAUGCAGCUAUCUUAACGUUAAAUAGAAGAUAAGAGUUGAGGGAUUUUUUUUCUGUCUUCUUGGCAUUUGCAAUUAUGCGUCAUAGGCCAAUGUGACUCAAAGCUUGUGCUUUUAGUAAGCAAAUUACCUUUUUUGAUUAUAUACAGCAAACAAAAUUCAAUUUCGAACAAUUAAGUUCAAGAGUUCGACGAAUAAACAAGUUAUAAAUUGCAGUAGCCGGGAGCAUGAUCAGAUUAAUUCAAAGCAAAGAUAACACGAAAGAUGAUUCGAUUUGAAAAGGCAAAUAUAUUUUUUAGUAGAUGUCAUGGUUAAUUUUUAGUAAUCAAAAGUCUAUUUUUCUGUAAAAUUGAAGGAAUAUUUUUAUUCAUAUGCUUUAAAUUUUCGAAUGUAUCAUUAAAAUUAUGGGCACAACCAGGAUUAAAAUUAUUGAUUAACACGCUAAUUGAUUUUUUUUUUGUUUCAAAACAGUGUUCAUUGGUAACACUCACGCCAAAUUAAUGGAAAGCAAAGAAAAAGUUCAGAUGGUAAUGCGAUUUGAAUAUUUUACGAAAUUAAGCAGAGCGCUGCAUUUAAUCACAAUCAUCUAACGCUUGUGCACAUGAAUUCAUCAAUUGCAUAACACAAAUAUGUUUCGAUAUACCCUGAAAAAAAAUUGUGAAGAGAAGAAAAGUCUACGUUUAGGAGCAAUACUCUUUUUUUUGAUAGAAAGCACCUCUAAAUACAAUCGACACAAACCGAUAAGCAAUUGAGAUUUUGCCACUGAAAUACACGUAUUACUUUCCAAUAUACUAUAUGCAGGGUACAAAUAUGCCUGUAAAGUUAUAUUGGUUAAGCAAAAAAAAAAAAAUCAUUUUUAAGUGAACAAAAUAGUUUCUCCCCGCAAAAUUCUCAUUUAGAGUCUGCUCCAGUUGAAUUGUAUUGAAGGUUACAGAAUAAUAUGAAAACUAAACUCCGAAACAUGUUUAAGAAGAAAAAAAGCACAACAAUAAAGAAACUUGAAUAGAACAUAAAUCGGUUAAACGUAACAACUUGAUAGGUUUUUGCAUCGCGCUGAACUUUUUCCAUUAAAACUAGUAUAAUACACACCCGAACUGGUGGGUGGAUGGACAUAUAACUACAGUUGGUUAAACCGUGAAUUUUUAAAACAAAUCAAUCCACUUCAUUACACUUGCCAUAACUCAAUAAAUGCCUUUUUAUUAACCAAAAUGCCGAUUUUCCAAUUUAUGUGUUAAAUGAACAAAUUACCGUACAAAUACACACUGAACCUGUUUUGUAAAAUUAAUAACAAAAACAACAACAACAAUUUCCGUGCAAACAAUUGUUCACAUAAAUAAAACCUAAUGUCAAUUAAAAUGAAGACAUAUUUCAUAUGAAUAUAGAGUAUAUAACUAAAUGGAACUUCAUUUGUUCAUUACCUGAUGAUUUUGAUGAAUUUGUCCACGUCAGUGCUAUUAGAUAGUAAAAAUUCAGAGAGAAUUUCGUCAUGUACCAUCAAUCUACUUGAUAUAGUGACGAAAAUAAUCUCAUAAAAAAUUCAUAAAAAAAUCAAUAGCGAACAAAAAAAAAACUAUUUUCCGAAUGUUGAGUGUUGUUCACUAUUCAAAUUUGUUGUCACAAGAAAUAUUUAUUGUUGAGAAGAUACAAAAAAAAAACAUUUAUUGAAUGUCUGUUGAAAUGCAAAACUCAAUUCUCCUUUCAAUUUUUGAAAAAUAAAAAAAAAUACUUCAAAAAAAAAAA
Sitodiplosis mosellana (orange wheat blossom midge) is the source of this 10820-nucleotide messenger RNA. RefSeq names its product ras-specific guanine nucleotide-releasing factor 2-like. Gene Ontology annotation, cellular component: plasma membrane. Gene Ontology annotation, molecular function: guanyl-nucleotide exchange factor activity; protein binding. Gene Ontology annotation, biological process: Ras protein signal transduction; positive regulation of GTPase activity. Bases 1401 to 6149 code for a protein of 1582 amino acids. Lineage: Eukaryota; Metazoa; Arthropoda; Insecta; Diptera; Cecidomyiidae. The transcript has 26 exons. The record is from RefSeq and is a predicted model, not a curated record.